This is a messenger RNA of Anthonomus grandis grandis, 17035 nucleotides long. RefSeq lists its product as uncharacterized. Lineage: Eukaryota; Metazoa; Arthropoda; Insecta; Coleoptera; Curculionidae. Bases 62 to 1144 code for a protein of 360 amino acids. The record is from RefSeq and is a predicted model, not a curated record. The transcript has 6 exons.
AACAACGACGGCCUGAACGUUUCGCCAGUCGUGGCCGAACUUUAGUCCGCGAUCAAGCAACAUGGCGACCGCCCAGGCGACCGCUAAAUUUUUCACGCACGGGACGUGCGAACAGUACGAGCAAGUGCUUAAAUUGUACCCGCAGGCGCUCCGUCUGAAAGCCGAUAACAAGGCGAAAAAACCGGAGGAACUUAUCAAACUGGACAAUUGGUACCAAAAUGAACUACCAAAAAAAAUUAAAGCGCGAGGCAAAGACGCACACAUGAUCCACGAGGAAUUGGUACAAACGAUGAAAUGGAAACAGAUCAGAGGUAAAUUUUACCCGCAGCUGAGUUACCUGGUAAAAGUAAACACGCCAAGGAUGGUGAUACAGGAGACGAAAAAAGCAUUUAGAAAAUUGCCCAACUUGGAGCAAGCUAUCACUGCCUUAGGGAAUUUGAAGGGGGUUGGAACCACCAUGGCUAGUGCUUUGUUGGCUGCCGCCUCUCCCGAGUCGGCCCCCUUCAUGGCGGACGAGUGCCUGAUGGCCAUUCCCGACAUCGAGGGAAUCGACUACACCACCAAAGAGUACCUGAAGUUCGCGCAGCACAUUGGAAGCGUAGCGCAGCGUCUCAACGCGGGCGCUGAGAGGCUCGGAACCGCCACCAAAUGGUCACCGCAUAAAGUCGAACUGGCCAUUUGGACGCAUUACAUUGUCUCGGAACUGAAACCUGAAUUAUUAGAUGAUGUUCAAAUUGAAAAUGGAAACGGCAUCCCACCCGCGUUAGCUGCGCUGCAUCAAAACGGGGACUCUUUGGAUGCUGACGCCACCAUUACCUCAGACGAAAGUAAUUCGGCAGGUGGUGUGCCGCCAAUAAAUGGAGCCGCCAAGUCCAGUAGUUCGGUACCAGCGGCCGCCCUCGACGAGGACACUCGGGACACGACUGCCUCAUUCGCCGAUAGUCCCGCCAUUUCAGUCGAAGACGAUUUAGGAGAAAAUAGUGCAUCCGCCGUUUCUAGUGUUAGUGAAUCUACCAAGGAUUCAGUGCAGGACGAAGACUCGAACAGUGUAGGAUGUUUCGUGGGCGGCAUCAAAAGGCCGCUGGACACAAACUCAGACGGGGGCCCGUUGUCGGCGAAAAAGGCACGGGAGACGCCCAAGUGACGAAAAACCAUCGCGAAAGCGGCUCCGCCAUUUUUCUACGCGACUACGACUAAGUAAGAUUUAGCAAAAAACAACUUGGAUGGUAUAAAACACAAAUUUACACUACCUACACCCACACACACACACACACACACGCUGUGUUAGUAUGUACGUCUUAUAUUUGAUAGUGGUAAAAAAAAAAACGUGUACAGGACUAUUUCUGAGGGAGUGUGUCAAGUGUAGUGUUUUAGGGGACGGAGGUUUUAACCAUUUGAUUUGGUUUUUAGUGCUUUUAAUGGUGGUGUGAAAACAUAAUUUUAUAGGGUUUAAAAUGUGAUACCUUUUCAGUUUUUAGAUAGAAAAUAUUAAAAACAUACGCCGUUCGCAAAGGAAUUACUUUUUCAUUUUAUUAUGUCGCGAAAUUAAAACAUUUUGCAUUUAAGUUUUUUUUAGGUAGUAUGUAGCAGGAAAUCUAGUAUUUAAUUUUAUUUUUUUUUUAAAUCACUUUUUAACCAACAAAGUUUUGACAAGAAACUCCAAACAGUUGCUUUAUUAACAUCAUUUUCACAAUGAUUUUCCAGUAUCAUUAUUUCUGUACGAUCAAACACCGAUUUUAAGCAAUAGAGCAAAUAUCACUUUUUAGUCGUUAUAAUUAACCCCUUGUGUCCGUUUUAAAAUUACUCAGAAAAGGUAAUUACUAGAAAAAUUUUAAGUAUUUUUUUAGUUUUAGGUGUAAUUUGAACUAUGAAAAGUAAAAUCUAUGCUAUUGUGACGAAUUCCUAAUAAUUUACUUAUUUUUAGUCAAGCAAGUUUCAAUUAAAAAGUAAUGAGUGUUUUUAGGAACAAUUAACCCUUAAGUACUAUGCCCCAAAUAAAACACAUAUUUACUAUGCGUGGGUCCCAGUGACCCAUUUUUUUAACUUAAAAAUGAAACCACUUUUUAAAUUAAAAAAAAUGUUUUUAAUGUCAAAAUAGUUUAUUCAUAUAGAUAUUUUAACAAUUAGUGCAAGAUUUAUUUAUUUAAACAUGGUUCACACAAAAUAUUGCAACAAGAAAAGCAUAUGGGUUAAUUGCACUUUUUGCAAAAAGCACUUGUUUUUUCUAUCCUUCUUUGGGGGACAAAAGGCGCAUCUUUUUCUUUUGGACCUUGAUUGCUCUGGUAUAGGGGUUGGAUAAACAGGUAACGACGUUCCAAGUCUCAGCGCAAUCGAUUCACGUAGCUGUCGGCGAAUAUGUUGGUUGUUCAUACGGAUUUCCAUAUAGUCCUUGCAAAGUGCCAUUCCAAGUUUCUUCAAAAAGGAAUACCUUUCAAUUUCAGUUCCCUUGGGAAAACAUUGGUAAAGUACCCGAGAAUUUACACCAGCUAUGUUAAGCAUUUGAAAAAAUAGUACCAUUGGCCAGCGUCUUGUUCUGCGGGAGGUUGAAAAAUGAACACAUUUUUGAUCCAAGGCGUCUACUCCAGAUUUUGUAUCAUUAUAAAACAAAAUUAUAUCAGGUUUGAGAGUGCUUUUAUCAAUUUUGGCGUCAUGAUGCAUGCUAGAUAUUAGAAUCACAGAUUUCCCCUUUUUAGGCACAUGACUUACCAAGGUAGUUUUGCUCUGGAAUCCAAAGAGGCUUGACGAUUCAGGUCGGCUUCGAAUUGCUUGAAAUUCAGGUGGUAUUUGUCUCUUAUUUUUUUUCAUUGUGCCGACGUAAGUUAAGUUAUUCUUUAGGAGUUCAUUGACCAAUUCUACAGAAGAGUACCAAUUAUCACCAGUGAUAUUUCGGUUUGAUUUUUUAGGCAAAGAAGUAAUUAGACGAAGGACUACUUGAGUUGGCAGCAAAAAAACAGAUUUUUGCACGGGCCCAUUAUCUCUAUCAAGAUAUACUUCAGCAUUGCACAUAUAAUGUGUUUUACUAUCAGCCAGAAUUUGUAAUUUAAUGCCAUAUUUUGCUGGCUUAUUUGGCAUAUACAUGCGAAAGCCACAUCUACCUCUAAAUGCCACAAGCAUUUCGUCCACAGUCAAGAAUUCACCUGGUAUGUAGUUUGUUUUCGAUCUUUCGACAAACUCUUCAAAAAGAUCUUUAAUAGGCGCUAAUUUUGUCAUAGCUCGCCUUUCAGCCCUUGUGGUUUCAUCAUCAAAACGUAGAGUGGAUAGUAAAAAAUUAAAGCGUGCAAGAGUCAUAGUGCAAUUAAAAAUAUCUCUACCGGUGCCAUCUGUUGCCCACAUAGAUCGUAAGUUUUCGUUAUUUGAUUUGAAGAUCCCCUGUAAAUACAACAAACCAAUAAAAGCCCUAAUUUCUUCGCUAGUUGCGGUAGAUAAAAAGGAUAGACGAUUUUUUGCAGAAACAGUAUAGUUGGCAGCCAUGAUUUUUAUUUUUUGAUUGGUAAAUUCAAUAAUUUUUUGAAUCAUAUUGUCUGUGAAAAGCAAAUUCCAUGCUUCCAAAACAUUUUUUGGUGGAUUUUGCCUUGCCUCUCCAGCCAAUCCAGGUAAUAUUUUUAUUAUAUUUUCCGAUGUUGUUGUGUUUCUUGUAGGCUCUUGUUUUGACCAAAUCGUCUUAUCUUCUCCAUGCCAUGAGCCCGAUCUCUUCUCUUUUUCCGAUGUGGAUAUACUUGGAGGGACUUCAAUAAUUUCUUCAUCCUGGUCGAAGUCUGAGUCGUCUCCGGAGCUCCAUGAAAAUUCACUUUCUGUGUCAUGAUCGCUUAAAACCUCAUUAUCUUCUUCCUCUUGAUCACUGUGAUCAUUUGAAACUACAAUAUCAUUGAACUCUGAUGGAAGCAGUGCAGCUUGGGUUGUAAUGUCUUGGUCAUUCCAAAAAUUUUCAUCUUCAAAUAAGUCUUCUAUGUUUUUAUCAGUCAAAGCAUUAUUAUUUAAAGCCAUAUUUCUUUCUAAAAUUUAAAAAAAAAAACAUAAAACAAAAAAAAAUUAAAACUUACCAAACCAGAAAUUGUAAAGUAAUUACUAUGCGUGGGUCCCACAGACCCGUCGACACUAACAACUCGAAAUUCGAUACGUCCACUUUAACAACAGAUUCACGACUGAGAAGUGUUUAAUGUUACUGGAGAUUACACAAGCGGAAACGCCAGUGGCGCGCGGCGUUGCCAAAAUCUGCAUGAAAACUUAUUUACAUGGGUCCCUAGGACCCACGCAUAGUACUUGAGGGUUAAAGAGAUACAAGAAAUCUAAGUAAAUUUAUAUGCAGGGUGUUUUAGGAGGAAUGGUGGCUAUUUUGAUAUGUUGUAUCCAUAAUUCUGAAUAGAAAAGUUCAUAUAAAUACGCAUCCUAAUCUCAAUAGUUGCUGGGAUACGGCUACUCGAAUUUAAUGCUAGUGUUAGAGCAUAAUAAUUUUUAUUUAAUAAUUUUUAAUACAAAUACGGUAAACUCGCGUUUAUUGCAACUCCCAUUUAUUACAACUCUCGCCAAAUGCAACGCGACACUUCUGUUUAUUGCAACUUCGCCUCACUCGCUUCAUCCCCAGCAAGCUGCAGUGUAGCGUAACCAAUGUUGCCAGGUUAAAAAUUUAAAAAUCACCAGAUGCUUGGUCUAAAAGUUGCCAGAUUGUGUAAAAAAUCACCAGAAUCUUGUUUCUUCUUUUUAAUGAGGUGCACAUAGGCUGAUUAAAAUAAAACACAGGUAAAAAUGAUGUUUUCAAAAAAAUAUUAUAUUUAAAAAAAUAUAUGUUCUUAAUAAAAAAAAAAACAAAUAAUUAUUUAUGGCACAUUAUUUGAAACAAAAAUAUAAUUCUCAAAAGCACACAAAAUAACGAGACAUAUAUUAUUAUACAUAAUUAUACUUAAAUCAUAGGUAAUAUAGUAAUAUUUUUAUUUGUACAUUGUGUUAUUAUGCUUUUUAAUAAUAUCCGUACUUACGGGAAAGUCAAAACAACUAAAAUUAUUUGACCUUUUGCUGUGCAAAAUCCCACUUAUGGUUUUAGAGCCUAAUCGAUUUUUCGUUUUUGUUUUAUUUAAAUUAAUUUCAUAAAAUAAUCGUUCAACACUUGCUGUGCGGCAAUGUAAAUAGAACAUUUAUGAAAUUUCUUAGUUCUGGAAAAAGAAAAGUAUCAUCACCUUUUUUUUCGUUACACACCUCGUUCCAAAAGUCAAUUUUGCUUAGAGCAAAGUUAAAGUUCGAACACUUUAAUUCUCUAAACUCUCUGUCUAACAUAUUGAUAUAUUUUACUAUAUUUGGAAACAUAAGACCUAACGAAGCAAUGCUGUCUGUUUUUUUAAUGCUUCAAGGACUUAAGAUAGUUAAUAAUUUGUACUUCACGAGAUUUAAAAGGAAAGCGUUUAUGUAGUUGAUUAGCUGCCUCAAAGUAAAAAUUUAAACAUUUUGUUUUAAUACUAUUAAUAACGGGUGUUGCGAAAUUAUGCUUAGUUUAUUCGAUAGCUACUUUAGGACCUAAAUAAAUUUGGUCAAGUGGAAGAAAAUGCUGUGGAUCACGAUACUGAAUAUUUUCUAUAUCUAUGUUUUAAAGGUAUUCUGGAUUUAGAAAACAACUUAACAAAAAUUUAACAGCACUUAUCAUCCGGGGAUAAAGAUGAUAUAUUUUUAGGGAUUUUCAGAUUGAAAUUCUAAAUUGAGGUUGGUAAAUGUGGAUUAUAUUUAUUCUAAAAAUAAGAUAUAUAUUUUUUUUAAGGGAUUUUGAAGCAAGUCAUUAAUUUGUGCUGCUCCUGAGGCAUUGUCGAAGGCUUCAAUUCUAAAAUAAUGCUGAAGAGCGUCAUAUUGCUCAAUGAGUCGAGAAACAGCAGAUAUUAAUGAUAGCCAUCUUGUUUAAGCAGCAUGUAAUAUCUUGUGCGGUUUUACAUCAAAAAAGGCUUGAAAUUUUUGCAGUUCUGAUUGUCUUUUAUAGCUUUGAUGCAUAUAGGCAUAGACACUUCUAAUUAGCUUUUCUGGGUCAUUUGGUAAUUUUUCACAUACAUAAGAGGCACAUAAAGCCAAAGAGUGGCAAAUACAUUUCAUAGUAUAUAAAUCUGGGAUAUCAUUAGUUAAAAGAGUUUUGACCGAAUUAUGUGCCCCCAUCAUUGCAUUUGCCCCAUCCGCUGCAAAGCCAACUAAAUUAUCUUUAUAUGGAAUUUCAUUUUCUGUAAAAAAAGUUACAAUAAUUUUGUACAGAUUCUGCGCCGUUACCCUUUCAACUAAAAUGACCCCAAGAAAUUCUAUAUCGUACUAUAAUGGCCAAAUGUUUUUCCGAAGAAACAUCUGUUGAUUCGUCAAUCAUCAUUGAAAAUUUAUUUACUCUAAGUUUCGCUAUAAGGCGAUCAAAACUUGUCUUUCCUAACACAUUAUUAAUAAUCGCAGUGCAUUUUGUUCUGUCGCAGGUGAUUUUUGAUAUCUGAUUAGGCUCCAUACCUAACAGGCAAAUAGACUUAAUAAGCUCAGUUAAAUGGUCAGACACACUAAUUGCUAAAUUAUGUUCUGCAAUGAAAGAAGCAAUUCGAACUUAAUUUUUUUAAAUAAUUUCCGCUGAUGGCACAGAGAAUAUUUUUUUUGAUAAACUGUGCUUUUUUACUUUACCGCCACUCCACCUAUAUAAUUUUUAACACAUAUUUUACAUUUAAAAUAAUGUAUACUAUUUGAACUAGGCACUAUCCAUUUGCCAUAAUCCUUAUGACCAAUAAUUCACAUAUUUAAAAAAAAAUAAUACCUACCUUAAAAAAAUAUAAAACUAACAAAAUGAUAAUAUAAGAACUUACCUAAAGCAUAAACUGAUUGAACCACAGAAACUAUUGAAUUACCUAUGUAUGUAUAUCACAAAUAAUCACAAUACAAAUUGAGUAUUUUUAUUAGAAAUUUGAUACGUAAACAACAUGCAAUCUGCCUUCAAAUUAAUUCGGUCGGCAAGUGGCGAAAGCCGCGAAACUGGCCAAUGGCGAUGCAGCGUAAAUAGAUCUAGGGAAUCCCCGCAUGCAAACCAAUAACUCCAAUCAGUGAUACAGGAUACUCAAAGCCGAGUUCGACAACCCGACGCGCGACGGAAAGCUCUCGUAACGUAAAGCUCGAUUUAAAAGGUGUAGCGGUAAGAAUGCCGUAUUACGUAGGUACGAUAUUCGGAUAAUAUGCCAUAAAAAAUGUAAUAAAUUAAAAAAUAGAUACUUAUUUAAAUAAGUAAUUUAAUUACAGGUACGUUCUAAAAAAAUCACCAGAUAUUAGGGAUUUUAAGAAAGUUUUUACCAAUUUGAUUAAAAAAUCACCAAAUCUGGUGAUUUUUUACCAGACCUGGCAACAUUGAGCGUAACUCCGACUUCGGUGUUCGAUUAGAUUUGGCAAUGGCGCGAGGUUGAAUUAAACCAAGAUUUACAUUAGGUUUGUUCUAGCGUAGUGUUGGGACAAACCUGCUAUUUUCGUAUAGCAAAUGCUUUUGCUAAUGGGAAUCAAAAACAGCAGUCGAAAAUAGCUGCUAUUUAAUAGCAGGUGCUAUUUGAGUUUUAUUCGAUACGUACAUGUCGUACAUAGCUAGUCCUAGCUGUAAACAGCAGUAUAAACUGUGUAAAUUUUAAACUGUAAAAUACUGUAAAAAGCCAUGAGCGACAUGAGCGAAUUUGCAAAAGGAACAAUUAUUAUAAACUAUAAACAGACCGAGUAGACAAAGAAACAUCGCUAAAAGCUUUUAUUUUUAUUCCUUAAUUUUUAAAAUAUUAAAAGCCGACUUCUUUCCGAUAACGCUAUCGCCGACGCCGCACCAUAAGCUGUCGCUGUGCCGCUGCAACCAACGAGACACCAGACAAUCAGCUGCCGAGGUGCCUGCGUAAAAAAAUUCAGUUGCUAUUUUAAUAGCAGCGAUUCUUAAACUCAUAGCAGAUAGCAGUUGCUACUAAAACAAAUAGCAGUGAAAAAGUAGCAGACUGCCAAAUAGCAACCCAAAACUAUUCUAGCGUAUAUUUUUCGAUGGUUUAACACCAGUUUAUUGUAUUGCUUUAGUGCGCAUAUUCAAUCCGCAAACUGGUAGCAACGGUUUUUUGCUAGAACGCUCUUUCGUCGGGAAAAUCAACUGCAAAUGUCAUAUCAAUUAUCAAAUGAGCUUUUCUGCCUUGUUUGUUUCUAUAAUUUUAAGGUUAAAAAAAAUACUUUGUUAAAAUUUUUGAGCAAUAACAUGACUUAAUUCUCGAGUAAGUCUGAAUUGCUCAAUAAAUUCUCGUAUUAUUGUAAAGGGGGACAGUAACAUCAACAUAACCUUAAUUUUUGGACCGCUUUGCACAAUGAAAGAAAAAUUCAUAAUCAUCAUCAUCUACCAAGUCGGAAUCAAAUAGAAGUUGUUCGUAUCCGAAUCAGAACUUGAUGAGUCUGACAUCAUAGAUUAGAUAGAAGAAAGUUGCCUAUUAUCGGAUACUUUUUUCUUUUAAGCAACAAAAAAUACCUACAUACCACAUAAAUUAAAUGCAUGUUAAAAAAGGUUAGGAUGAUAUAUAUUCUUUCAUUAUGUGACACGAAAUAGCUCUAACUGGCUCUAACUUUCACAAAAGUUAAAAAAAACAUAACAGUGCAUAAAUUAUUAUUUUGAAAUUGGGUUCCUUAUAUCGAAUAGUAGGUGUUCCUAAUAUCGCAUAUAUCCGACAUUCGGAACUUAAACGUUUAAAAUAAAAAGCAUAGGUUUUUGUUUAGAUUUUUAUUAAUAUUAAAUUGAGAAUACGUUCAAAAACUUUAUGAAAAACCUUAAAGUUAAUCUAAGCACAUCUCACAAAUAAACCAUAGAUUUUUGUCAGUUCCUGCACAUUCUUCAUGGCACCAACGAAAGCAUUGAUUGCACCUGAUCCACUUUUCCCCUGCUCUGUCCUCUGAAUAAAAAUUAUUGCAAUACAGACACUCGGCGUCUUCGGCAUCUCUGUCCAUAUCAUCAUCACUGUCUACUAACUGCAAUUCAGUAUCAGUGACAUCAUCACUGGAUGAGGUGAGAGGUUUUUUAGCUUUUCCCUUCACUUUACCAUUUUUUUUUGGUUUAGCUUUUGCGCUUCUGUUUUGACUCUUAAGUGCAGUGUUAAUCGGAACUGUUUUUAAUUUUCUUUUGUUUAAAGCUUCUUCCAGUUCUGAUUUGUAAGGCGAUCCAGUUAUUAACGCAGUAGCGCCACGUCUACCUCGCUUAUUCGUAGAUCCGGACGUGUACGAGCAACUAGGCAUAGGGCUGAUAUCUGUCGGUUUCACCAACUUUCUGUUUGUAGAAGGAGUGGUCAAGCUAUUUAUUAAGGGUUUUGUGGGGAUAGCAUCAGGUGUUUUAAUCCUGUCCCUCAUAGAAGAUAGAGGUAUUUCAACUUCGCUUUCUAUUUCCUCCGAUUCUGGCCUGUUCUCAUCAAGUUGUUGGGGUGGUGGCGGGGUUCUUUCACGUUGGAAAUGAAUAGCAAAAUCAUCGUCUCGGAAUACAUGCCUGUUGAGCGGAAAAAUUCCACAUUUUCUAAAACCAUUUACGACCACUUCAACGCUUGCAGCACGUAGGUAUGCUCUCCCUAGCAGCUCAGCGACCUGAUAGUGAGUUACCACCCUUCCUGGGUUAUUUUUGAGCCAUGACUCAAUCUCCAAUGCAUAAUAUGUUUUAAAUGGAGACAUAAAAGCAACGUCUAGGGGUUGUAUCUUAUGUGUCGAAUGAGGAGGUAGACAUAAAAUAUGCACAUAGUUUUCCCUUGCUAAAUCAAUUAAAGGGAUGUUGCGCGUAUGAGAGUAGUGCCCGUCUAAUAAUAAAACCACUGGAUCGCCCUUUGCUGGUUUAACAUGCUUUAUAAAAUGUGUUAACCAAGCUGUAAACAGAUCAUGCUGAAUCCAACCGGAAGGAUGACAUCUGGCGAUCGUUCCUGGCGGUGCUCCAUUUAGAAGUUCAGGCUUCAUAUUUUUUCUAGGAAAUACUAGCAUAGGUGGCACAUAUAUUUCGGUAGCGCUCAUACAAGUCACUACAGUAACAAGAGCUCCCCUUUCGGAUGUCGUCAAGGCCCCAACUUGCCUUUUACCUCGUAAGCUGAGAACCCUUGAAUGUUUGUGUUGAACAGUUGUAAUGCCUGUUUCAUAUACAUUAAAUAAUCUGGCUGGAUUCAAUUUGAUUUCUGCUAAGGCUGGUUCUGCUCUAACAGAUCAAAAAAAGCCGCGCAAUUUUCUCGAGUAAACCCUUUUAUGCGAGCUGCAGAUACACCCUGUGGCUUUCUAAAACUCAGUUCAGGAUGUCACUUUAAAAACCCUUUUUGCCACUUUUUUACUGCACUUGAUUUCGUCAUAGAAAAAGGGUGUUGUAGCCCGUUCUGGAUAGCUAGCUGAAACGCUAGCCUUCGAAUAUCGGAAGCUCUUAGUCCAUAAAACCGUUUCUCCAUAUCUAAACAUUAUGUAACUAACAGAUUUUCAAUUUCGUUGCUUAGCGCAGGUCUUCUUCCUAAUUUGGUAGCUGUUAAUACUUCUAUUGGCUUGUCUGAUUUUACGUAAUCAACAAGGGUACUUCUUGGAACUUUAUAUAUUUUUGACGCCUUUAAAUACCCCAUUUCUUUGCUUCUAACAGCAUUUACCGCAAGUUCCAUAGCUCUUGCAUCCCAUGUUUUACGACCUUUCUCUUGUUUUCCGUUCAUCUAGAAAAAAAAGCAAAAAACCUCCUUGAUCAAGGUUAAAAGCAUAAUAAUAUGGUAUAUGAAACUUAUUCUCAUUUAUUAUUAAAAAAAAAGAGAGGAAAACGCAAGUAUCUAUGACAGAAAAUCAGUUGAUUCAUUUAAAAGCAGCUCCAGAAAAUUGGUUCCAAAUAUCGGAUACUAUACAAUAUUAGGAAACCAAAAGUAUCCGAUAUUACGGUACAUAACCUCACUAAAUUUACCGUUUUUUUUUUUUUUACAUUAAAAAAAUAGUUCACAGAAGCAAUUUAUACAUUUAAAGGUAUCAUCUGCAAUCUACUUAUUGAUAUGGUAUGUAACAAACAAAUAAUUUAACCUACCUUUUCCAGAAAUAACGCCAAAAAUUAUACACUGUUAAAAUCUAUGCACAUCAAAAACCGUUACAGUAGCAAAAUGACGUUUUAUAAACAAUGAUCGGAUUCUGUAAUUCUUGUAGGAAAUGAUCUGCGUAAUAGUUCUCUUGAUUACUAUGGAAGUUACGAGAUGGCGCUGUGCUAUUACAGAUUUAGAGUAAUGUCCGAUAUUAGAAACCUAUGCAGUAUUAGGCUACUUUCCUCUAUUAGAUAACUAAAAAACAAAAAUUUGAUUUUAAAUAAAAGAUUACUCUAUUAACCAUUAAUGAUAAAAAUGUCUCUAUUUAACAUUUAUUAGUUGCACUUGAACGUACCUAUAUUGUAUAUUCACUGAUUUUCUUGCCUUUUUUAAGCUUUUUCCGUUUAUAGCAAACUCCCAGCCCAAAUUUAUGAUAAGCUCAAACAAGAAAAAAACAUAUCUACUGCGCAUGUCACAAAAUGGAAAUCGGAGCAAAAUCCGCAAACUCUUUUGACAGUUUCCAGCCAGUUUUCAUCAAAAUUUACAUUCGCUAGAACGCUCGACUAGUAGUUUCAAACGAGCGAUUUGUGUGCUUGAACGCCAUUAGGAACAUGCGCAUGCUUCUGAUAGUUUCCAAUCGUUUGAAAUUGAUGCUAGAACUAAUCUUAGGUAAAUUAAUGCAGAUCAUAUAAAAUUUCACGUGCAAAUUCAUAUAUAUUUUGAACAAUACAGAAAUAUGCAUGUUAUUAUUUUAUUAGCACGUUUACUGCCGUGAGUACCCACAGUGGUCUUAAUUAAUUGCUUAUAUUUCAGCCGCGUGUAACCACAGCGGCGAUUCUAUUGUGUGUAUUUCUUAUGGGUGCGAAAAAGCAUGGCUGUAACAGGCGGUUUAUAUAUUUGGCCUGUGAAACGAGACUUACAUAUGGGUACACGUGGCUGUAUAAGAAAAAAUACUUACAUUUAUUUGGAAACUUUAUAUCAAAGCUAAAGAAGAAACAAGUUGGUAUAAGAAAAAGGAAAAUGUUUACUUACUUGUUAUAAACUUUAUACAGAAUGUAUAAACAUAGGAAACAGCUUAUUGUAAAAUCAAAAAUAUAUCAUUUAUUUAUAUUUUUUUAUUUGGUGCGCUGAUGUGUUUUAAAAAAGCAUGACAGGCAAUAGUGUAUUGCACAUUGAGAACAUCUAAAUUUGGUACUUGGCGAUUUAGCCUGUGCAUGGUGUCGAUUAAAUUGUUCCAUCAAUUUUCCAUAGCACUGAACAUGCCUCGUGAAGCUCCGCCAACACCUUGAAGAAUGUGCUGCGUAUUUUCAUUGUUACUAGCUCCCUCUGUAAGCUUGUCAAGAUUCACAAGUUCUCUUGUAAUCUUCUACUUCAAUUUUGUGAUUGGCAUUUUAUCAUUUGUCACUUUCUGAUGUAAUAUAUAAACAUUCACCAUGGCACUGCCGGUCAAAAGCUCCAUUGCUAGCUUCCUGCACCGCAUACAGUAACACACUAAACUAAUCAAGUAAUCAAGAUGCAACUUUUGGCACUAUCUAGAUGCUGACUAGAUGCUCAAAUCGGCACUACUAAAUAUAUAAUAAGUGAGACUCCACUUGUGUGACACAUGACUCUUAACUGCAAAUGUAGUGCAUUGUCGCCACGUGUACCCAAUGUGGACUCUCAGCUAGCUAUAAAUAAGUUCUAUAUCGAAAUUUUGCAAACUUUUGACUAAUUAAUAAUAAACAACAGGUUUCUUAAUGAUUUUGUGAAGAAAUACAAUUUGGCCACUGGGCCUGGUUUUUUUUCAACAUUGUGGCAGUUAACUUGUUAAAAUUAAUACGAAUUAGGUUUCGCUAGUUGUGGUGCAAUUAAAGGGAGUGCGGUGCGACGAGUAAUCAAUUUAAUGGAACAACGCAUAUGUCGCAUUAAAAUGAGAGGCAGAGUGGAGGCUCCUCUCGAGUUAAGACAACCAAAAAACAUCAGAUGGCACAUUCACUAAGAUUAGAGAUAAAGCAAGAUUAGUCUGCUUAGCAGUGCUUCAAAAUUUUCCAAAUUUAUCUGCAUAUAUAACAAAAACAGUGCCUCUUCCUAGAGAAAGUCCAGACGAAAGAAAUAGUGAACAACAAAAACGUAAUGAACUUGCCAAUGAAGCCUUUGAGCAACUUGAUUUCAUAACAAAUUUUCAAGAUCUUAUGAGUAAUUAUUCCCACAAAAUUCUAAUAUCUGCCUGUGGAAUGUAAAAAUUGUUGGGGAUACAAAACUAUAUUUCUAUACUUUAAAAUUGAAUGAUGCUUGUAUAAAUAUUAUUAAUCAAAUAUCAAUAGAUAGCGACCUACAUGUUAAAGUAUUUUUAAAAAACAAUUAGUUGUCCCAAAAUGACCUAAAAUGGAUUUUACCUUUCGAAUUGAAUUUAAGUUAAAGAAAAUCUAUUAACUAGGUAUAAGUCUGAUUAUUGUGAGCUUAAUAAACCAUACUCUUCAUCUCUAGAGAAGUUUCAUAACUUCAUUAACCAAAGUCCAGAUUUUUUAAAACAGGCGUUAAAUUUAUUGGAAUGUUCAGAUUCGCACAUCUUAGAGGAUGAAAAAGAUAGUGACAUUUGUAAUCGAGUAAUACUUUUACUUAUUUUAAAGCAAAAACGUUUUUCCCCAACAACUAUAGUAAUAUCUUUAAUGUUAUAUAUUAUAUACCCUUGCGCAUAUGAAUUGCUUAGAGAUUAUUUUAAUCUACCCACCAAGAGGUACCUACAGUAUCUUCUAACUUCUAACUAUAGGGGAAAAAGUCUAAUAAUGCAUUUGUAUAAUUAUUAACGGCGCCUAUACAUAUUUGAAACAAUAAAUCAAUCACAUAAAUAAAAUAUUCUCAUUUGUAAAUAAAGCAAAAUCAAAAUUGAACGUCCAUCUCGGCAGAGCCGCGCUUUCAAAGCGUAUACGGGAUCCACCAAAACGGAUCCGAAUCUCCCACGAGGUGCGACGUUGCCAACUGUUAUUUCGCGGCUUGAGUAAAGUCGGCUGUGGUGUUGUUAAUGCCGUCGCGAGUGAAGGUUGUUUUAUCAGUUUAUAGUAUUGAUGACAUUGACUCUUGGUGAGCAUUUACCCAAUGACAAAAAUUCCAGUCUACUAUCGAGAUCAUUGGGUUCCACGUAUUGUACAUGAAAUGGAUGCAAACCUUGCUAAUGCAAUGUCCGCCAGUGGACAGCAAUUUUCCGUGUACUCGUACGAGGACUACGUUCCACCGAUUCAAGGAUUUGUUCUAACAUCCAAAUUUAAACCUGCUGGUACACUACCAGUCUCACGCAGUUUGGCGAAGUAUUUACUCUUGAACUCGGUAAUCGUCUAUUCGGAAAUCGUUAACCAUAUUCUCUACACGAUGGUUUGGCACUUCCGUUGUACGCACCAUAAACGAACACCAUAUAGGAAUAUUCCGCGUGCGUAAAGAAGACAACACUGUCAAAUGCUAACUGAUUACGUCAACUGUCACCCAUGAUGUCACCUUUGUCAUUCACCGCCUACUUAAUCACGUCUGAUCAAUUUCUUUCUGCUAUGCUACACCAUCUUGAAAUAGAUGUAUCUUAGCAACUAUUAAGAUUAGAAUACGUCAUCAAUCUACUGUCAAAAUUGUCACCAACAUUAGCGGUAAAUACCAAACUGCCUAAUAGUUUUUAAUUUUUGGUUAAAUGGUUAUUUGAAAUGGCAAAAAAUCCUUAAAAAAAUAAUAAAAAUAAAGUCUGAAUUUAUAUACGUUGUACUCCAUUAGUCGAAGUUCUGUUGAAGGCACUUUAUUAGAAGGAAUAUAUUUUUCCUUGAAAGCAAGAAUUAUUUCUUGCGUUUCGGAUUAAAGUGACUGACAUAAAUAUUUUAAAACCAACAUGGAAUUUUCAUUAAAAAAAAAUCGACAACCAGUAAGCACAUAAAUCUUAUUCUUGGAUUAGCAAUAUCAGCAUUACAAAUAGAGCUGGUCAUCAUGGAUAAUCAAAUUAAUGUAACAAAAAAUACUUCCAAAACAACAAAACAUAGAUCCUAAAUAAUGUCCAAAUAAACGAAAUUAGAAAUUAUAGGAACUACAAACACAAGAAAUAAAUACAAGAGAUUAGGAAAUAUGAUUAUUUAUAAAGAAAUACUAAUAAGAAAUGAGAAUGCAGUACACAAAAUAAAGUUGUUUUUGUUUAUUAUUACUAUUUAUAAUCAACAAACACUGGUUAAACCAAAACGUUUAGACGAAAAUAAGUUGUGACGUCAAUGUAGUUGCUUAGCGUGUAAAAACCAAGGAUAACCGCAGUAAUUACCAAUAAAUUGUGGUUAUCCGCCUAAAAUCGGUCAAUGUAGGAUUUUAAGUGAAGUAUUUAAAAUAUGGGCAAGGUCAAAUUGUCUGUUUUCAAGGUCAUUCACAUCUUAGUCUCGAACGACUGUCACAGUUUUCAAGCCUACAACGUAAAGAAUGCUUGAGAGUAUUACCAGUUGGCCACAAAGUUCCAAUCAUACCGUUUAUUCACACAAGCCAUUGCCGAGAAAGUCUUCUUCUUAGAUGGUUCUUCAUCACUCAUUAUUACUUCAUUGUCUAUUGUAUCGACAUCAGGCAGUAGAUGCUCCUCAGGACCAAAAGAGAUAAGAUAUUCUCCCAAACUUAGCCUAAAGUCAAGCAGAUCCAUCGGUUUUCUUAUCGAUAAAAGCCUCCUUGUACUCUAACCAGGAAUUAACUAUUACCAUGUCAAAGAGAUGCAAAAUAACUUUUAAAGUCCAUUUUUUUUUGUUUUGAAAAAAGAACGGUAGUAUUCGAUCUGAUCACACACAUCCACGCCACCCAUUUUUUUGUUGUACAUCUUUCAACCUUCGGGCAGGCAACUUUCACAUAUUUGUGUUCUUUUUUCACCCACCUUUCAAUUAAGUCCUCUGGUUCGGCUCCGAAAGCUGUAGAAGUCAUGUGAUCGGAUUUAUUGUCCAUCCAUUUUGUAGCACACAUUUUAUUAUCAAGUCUGAUUAGUUCCUGCGAAUCUCCUCUCUUCAUUUCUUUAUCUUUUUUAAAUGUACAUGACUUCGAUCUAUUUGUCAUUAGAGUUCCAGUGCCGUAAAUGUCUAAGGAAAUAAGCUUGUCCAGUAUAAAUAUCUAUCAAAAAAAUAUAACUUUCUUUAGGUAACGUCUCAACUAAAUGCAAACCAACUGAGGGACCAAGACUUAAGUGUUUGUGGUUAAAAGGAGUCGUUUUCCCUUGAUAAAUUUCGAAGUCUAGAACUUUGCCUUCAGAUGUUGUAAGGACAAAAAUUUUCUAGGUUUAUUUUUUACAAAUUGCCAUACUGGACAUCGCCCUAGAAAUAGUAUCAUCUGUUCAUCAAUUGAAUAUGCACAUCGAGAUUUUCUUUCAAUGGAUCUGCAUCUAUUUUUAACCAUGUCUAUCAUUGGUUGAAACUUCCAAAGUCUAUUUUCCCUCUGAAUUUCUUGAUAGACGUUCAAAACAUCAACCACAUGAAAGUUAACCCUUAGAAGGUAAAAUUUAUUUCUUGGCAUAACACCAGAAACUAAUUCAAACUUAAAUUUAAUGUUCCAGUACAUAUGAAUUCUAGAAAAGUGAAUAUAUCUUAUAAUGGCAUGUAAACCAAAAAAAAUGUUGAUGUCUAUAGAUGAGACAUUCAAAAUUUUUCCUGUUACGAAAAAAGUCGUUACCCAAAUAUUUCUAAAAAUAUUGCCAUGGGGUUAAGACAUGUGGAUGAACGCACUGAGUGUUCGUACUAUUAGAUUCCAAUUGAUCAUCUUUAUUAGGAAAUCUUCCCGAUUUCCAACCAGAAACCAAGUUUGCCAGAGGAAUGUCAUCAUCGAAGUCACUGUCGCUGGACUGAAAUUUUUCUGCCAAAUGUCCAGAAAGUUCGGUUUCUUUAGAACCGCCUAAUACAGCCUCUUCAUGUGAAUCCAUCUCAACAUAAGAAACAAGUUCAUCUAAAAGCUCAUACACUGCUUCUGGAUUUCUUUUUAGAUUUGCAUGCAUCUCUUUACUCCCCUUAUGCACAAUUGUGAAGAGCGAUCCAAAACCUCAACCCACAAAAAAUCAUACUGCAAAAAAUAAAAAUUUAUAUGGAAAA